This is a messenger RNA of Phytophthora sojae, 240 nucleotides long. RefSeq lists its product as hypothetical. Bases 1 to 240 code for a protein of 79 amino acids. The record is from RefSeq and is a predicted model, not a curated record. The transcript has a single exon. NCBI's taxonomy places the organism in Eukaryota, Oomycota, Peronosporomycetes, Peronosporales, Peronosporaceae.
AUGGAGAUCGAAGAUCAGCCGGUUGACGGCUGGAAGUUCGACCUGGAAACAAAGGUUUGCCCUUGCCGAUCGUGGAAUAAAUAUGGAGCUUGUGUGCACUCAGUUACCUGUUUGCGGCUAGCCAAACUUCCUAUCCCUGGGGUGCCGGAGCCGAAGCGAGUGUUUUUUCAACAGAAGGAAGCGUGUUGGUGGAAGACCCGCCACAGUAGGACCCGCGUUGUCGCUGGAGUAGCUUCCUAG